GAGCUGCACAUUGAAAUGGACGGUCAGUAGCUUCUAGUUCAGGUUUCCUUCUCGCCUCACGUUGUUCAUUCUGUACACAUCUAAAUGCUUUACAAAAUAAAAUGAAUUGAAUAGUAGCUUUAACUUGCAUCCAAUCUGAUUAAUGUGGAAGCCCUCUGUACAGCUGUGAAAUAAUCAUCAUAAUAACAGUGGCUUUGUUUCUAUUCAGACUACACAUGUUAAUGGUUUUGGUAAACGCUUUUAUUAAAGCGAGACUUUACUUUGAAAUAAAAGAUAUAAUCAGGAAUCUUCCCCAGUAGAUUUCUUUCAUUUGAAAACCCAUAAUGUAGAUUUUGAAUGUUUUCUUUCCACUUUUUUGAAUGCAAAAAAUGAAAAAUAGUGAUCAUUGAGCUCUUGUUUGAGCUUGAUUGGUUCUGCUUCUUCCCUUCAGUGAAACCUGCUCAGACCAUCAGGAAGCAGCAGUCGGCCUCCAUCGUGACCCCCCUGUGGAGCCUUCUGGGCCUGAAGCGUUGGUGAGAUGAAAGGGACCCAGUGAAGCUCCUCUGGUGGAGGUUUUGCAUCACUGCAGCUCUGGCCAGUGGUCAUACGCCUUAAAUAAGUAAUAAACUGUCAGCUCAUUGUGUUUUACUUUGCCUUACUUUACCUCUGCUGACUUCACUGUAUUUGUUUCUCUUAUUUGUGUGUUUUUGGACGGGGAACCGGUCUCAUAAACAGGUUCCUGUUGUGCGUUCACUUUAAAAGAUUGGCCCGGUUUUCCCCCCAAUGAUUUAAUAAUCAAUAAGUUUAUCCAGAGCAAGCAUCUGGACUAACUGCUCUCCACCCGGGUGUUUUUAUUUCAUUCUGAUUGUGUAACAAAGAUUACCUGACUGUUUAUGCUCCACAUCACCUUUUAAACGAGCUCAAACAUCCGCGUGCUGGAAAACUGACCAACAGAAUCACGCCAGGAGGGAAACGACUCCUCUGAAAAAAGGCCAUGGCGGCGGACCUGGACGUGUUGAACCUGUUUGUGAUCGCGGGGGGGACACUGGCUCUUCCCAUCGUCGCCUUUGUGGCUUCCUUCAUGCUGUGGCCCUCUGCGCUCAUCAAGGUGUAUUACUGGUACUGGAGGAGGACUCUGGGCCUACAGGUGCGCUACGCCGACUGCGGCGGCUAUCGCUUCUGCUUCGCCUGCAGAGGGAAGCCGGGGACGAGACCCUCCAUCCUGAUGCUGCACGGCUUCUCUGCACACAAAGACACAUGGCUCAGCGUGGUCAAGUAUUUACCAAAGCAUCUUCACAUCGUGUGCGUGGACAUGCCCGGUCACGAGGGAACCACACGCACCAGCGCAGAGGACUACUCCAUCCGGGGGCAGGUCAGACGGAUCCAUCAGUUUGUGGAAACCGUUCGCUUGAACAGGAAACCUUUCCACGUGGUCGGGACCUCCAUGGGGGGAAAUGUGGCCGGGGUUUACGCAGCCUGCUACCCCUCAGAGAUCUGCAGCAUGACUCUCAUCUGUCCAGACGGUAUAAGACACCCCUGUGAGACCAAAUUUGACAAUCACCUGCAGGACUUGGAGCACAGCAAUUACACACUCAACAUCCCGCUGAUCCCCACCACGCCCGAGGAGAUGGAGGACAUGUUCAGGCUCUGCUCUCAUGUUCGCUUUAAAAUCCCUCAGCAGAUUCUUCAAGGGCUAGUAGAUGUUCGGGAGCCUCACAACACGUUUUACGAAGAAGUCUUUAUGGAGAUUGUUGGUGAGACAUCGCGAUAUGCCCUGCAGGAGCACUUACAUCUGAUCACGGCUCCUUUGCAAGUCAUAUGGGGCAAAAAGGACCAGGUGGUGGACGUCUCCGGAGCCGCGGUCAUUGCAGAGGCGUUGCCCGGCUGCAGAGUGGACCUGCUGGAGAACUGUGGACACUCCGUGGUGAUGGAGAGGCCCUGUAGGACCGCCAAACUCAUCCUGGAGUUCAUCAUCUUGCAGCAAGAGGCCAGGGGGGGCGUGAAGAAAUCCUGCUGAGCCGAAUGAACUCCUUCCCCCAAAAGGGACAUGUACAAACAGAUAUCUAAGCUCAACACAUGACAGCAAUUUAUAGUGUUCCGAUCUUGCAUUUACUAGAAGAUGAAUCACAUUCUAUUUGUGUAGUAACUUGCAUCGUUAUAAUAAAAUAAUGUUUAAAA
Molecule: messenger RNA, 2157 nt
Organism: Pungitius pungitius (ninespine stickleback)
Lineage: Eukaryota; Metazoa; Chordata; Actinopteri; Perciformes; Gasterosteidae
Gene: abhd6b
Product: abhydrolase domain containing 6, acylglycerol lipase b
Exons: 9
Coding region: 974-1996 (340 amino acids)
Biological process (GO): acylglycerol catabolic process
Cellular component (GO): mitochondrion
Molecular function (GO): monoacylglycerol lipase activity
Source: RefSeq, a predicted model, not a curated record